AUGGACGACGUUGACAUGGGCAGCGACCACGGCUAUGGCCGUGGACAAGUGUGGAACGCUCCGGCCAUUCCACAACCUCCGACUUUCAAGGGAUCGACAAAGUCGGAGCGGCGCGUUUUUAUGCGCGAGUACCAAAAGUACUUGGCGCAGAUCAAUGCGCUCCAAUGCACGGGAUCGCGUCCGUUUGCGAUGCCGAAGCGGCGGAUCGCCAUGUUCGACCUGAACAAGGAUCACAACCUUGUCACGGAAGCUGAGUGA
Aphanomyces invadans is the source of this 258-nucleotide messenger RNA. RefSeq lists its product as hypothetical. The transcript is spliced from 2 exons. The record is from RefSeq and is a predicted model, not a curated record. Lineage: Eukaryota; Oomycota; Saprolegniomycetes; Saprolegniales; Verrucalvaceae. The coding region runs from base 1 to 258 and encodes 85 amino acids.